AUGAUCAUGCAAUCGAACGUUUACUCAAUAUUGGCCGACCUUGUACAUCAUAUCCGUGAACAUCUGUCAUACGAUUAUCUUUGUUGUUCGGCUUAUACAUUCACAAAAACCAUGUUCGAUCCAGCAGUAACACCCACCGUGCAGGCAAUGUGUAUCAAGGUAUCGAUGAACUUAAUUGAUUCGUUUAUCACCGCUGAACGAAAUCACGCGCAACAUCCGUGCCGAGAUAUAUUGUUUAAUCUUUUGGCAAAUUUUGUACGAAAACUAAAAUGGUUAGCACGUUAUCACAUACCACUAAUUAUCAGACAGAAUGAGCACAGUGUUGUGAAUUCAUCAUUGAUGGUUGGUGGUGAUCGAACCAGGUAUAUUUUUUCGUAUCAUUUUAUUCCUUAA
Messenger RNA from Gongylonema pulchrum, 393 nucleotides. The record is from the annotation of a GenBank genome assembly. NCBI's taxonomy places the organism in Eukaryota, Metazoa, Nematoda, Chromadorea, Rhabditida, Gongylonematidae.